Mycotypha africana is the source of this 675-nucleotide messenger RNA. RefSeq names its product autophagocytosis associated protein. The coding region runs from base 1 to 675 and encodes 224 amino acids. Gene Ontology annotation, molecular function: Atg12 transferase activity. The transcript is spliced from 2 exons. NCBI's taxonomy places the organism in Eukaryota, Fungi, Mucoromycota, Mucoromycetes, Mucorales, Mycotyphaceae. The record is from RefSeq and is a predicted model, not a curated record. Gene Ontology annotation, cellular component: intracellular anatomical structure. Gene Ontology annotation, biological process: protein modification by small protein conjugation; protein lipidation; macroautophagy.
AUGUCAUCCAUUCUUGCAACACGUUCAGAAUUCGAUACUUGUCUGCAACGGUUUUUAAAAGAAUCCAAUGCUUGCCCGACUGAAAUAUUUAAAUGGCAAAUUGAAACGUCUCCAUCGAUAAUCAAGCUAAAAUUCUUAAAAAGGGAGAUCAACACUAUAGUCUCGCAAGCGGACGAAGAAUCGUACGGCGACGAACUGAUGACAUCUAUCGACAUGCAUAAUAUGGAUGAUGAAGAUGCUGCUUCCUUAUUUAAUAACCAAGUAGAGAGUAAUCCAGUUUCCAUCCAUCUAGAACAGCAUAUCGUCUAUUCAGCGAGCUACCAAGUUCCUGUGCUUUAUUUCAAAGCAGUCUUUGGGUCAAACGGGGCUCCACUUUCUUUAAACGACAUACAUCAAUAUAUCGUGCCAAAAUCAAGGAAUCCGCUACACACGACAACUCCUGUAGUCGUAUCGCAGAACGAACAUCCAGUAUUAGGGACGCCGUUUUGGUAUAUACAUCCUUGCGAUACGAGCACUCUUAUGAGAACACUGACUUUCCAGCCUGAGGACUACAUCAAAACAUGGUUGUCAGUAUAUGGGCCACUUGUAAAAUGUCCAAUUUCAAUGGAUAUGUUUAAAGACCGAGCUGAUGCAAAAGGAAAAAAGAGCUUUGCAAAUCAAUUGAAAAAGAAAUAA